AUGGCCUCUAGAAAUCAAGGACAUCGGAGAUCUGGUUCCAAGGUGGGUUCAGAACCAUGUGACACAUCAUCUGAGAAUGAUCUAGCAUCUGACACCGUUCAAGAUUCUGUUUCUCUCAAGCAUAUGGAUGAACGUUUGUUGUAUGGGCUUUUGAAAUCCAUCGGUAGAAGAGCUGUUGUCACACUGAAUACUGGUUCAAAGAUCUCGGGUAUUCUCUACACAGUUGGUGAUUUACACGAGAAUAGUACUACUUUUUCUGUUUGUAUCAAGUACCCCUUGGUUGAAGGAUCUGCAUCAGAUCGUACUGUUUACAAGUCUGAAUACAUGAUUAUCUAUGACAAAGAUAUAGCCAUGAUCAAGUUUGAGCAUGUGGAUAUGAGGCCAUUGGAAAUUACCGAAACGGCUACUGUUAGUGCUGAAACUUCCGAGUCUGAUACCACUAGCGCCAUUCAUCAGUUCAAGACCGAUAUAGCCAUUUCAUCGGCUCGCCACUUUAAGGAGCACGCUCUUAAGCGGUGGAUGCCUGAUGAUGGUAACGAUGAUCAGCCUUUGGAAAGCUUGGGGGAUUCUAAGGAGAAUUCUAAUCGUUCAAGUCACUGGAAUCAAUUCGAGACUAACGAACGGAAGUUUGGAAUUCACUCCACCUUUGACGAAACUUUGUAUACCACCAAGAUCUCGAAAAAUGGACCUGAUUUCCAGAAGCGUCUUAAGGAAGCAGAGAAAAUUGCCCAUGAAAUAGAAUCUCAGGGAACACACGGUAAUGUUCAUCUGGCCGAGGAAAGAGGCCUUCAGGUCGACGAUAGUGGCAUGGAUGAAGAGGAUAAAUAUUCCGGCGUCUUUAGGGAUGCUCCUGUUGCAUCUGCAGGUCCUGAACGAGACUCUGCACUAUUGCAUCCAAAGGGAGACAAAAUUCUUAUGGGUCUGUUGAAGAACGGUGCGCAUUUUUCAGAUGUCAAACCUGCCGUUUCUGGUGAUAACCCAAUUCUUCGUCAACGUGCUGCCUAUUAUCACAAUGAUCCUGCGGUAAUUUAUUCUUCUGCCAUUAACAGGGCAGCUGUGAAGACAGAACCAACUGAAGUAUCAUCAGAUCCAAAGACGUCUCCAGCUUCCGUUGCAGGCUCUUCUUCGGUUUCUCCACCUAGUACUGUUCCUAAGAGGCCUUCCGUCAAGGCAUCGUCUCGCCAACCUGAUAUAAAGGCGUUGAAAGAGUUCUCCGCACACCUCAAACUACCAGGUGACGUUCCUAAGGAUAUAUUGCCUGUCAUCUCUAAGACUCACGAACAGAAGGAACAAUCAGAAAAGGGUAGAGAGAAUCAGAAGCAAAGGACAGCGUCUGCAAGAACUACUCCUUCGACUGCUCCGGCCAUUGUUGCUGCUAAGGAGACGGUCACUGCUCCCGUCACUGCCUCAAGCUCGAUCGCUGCUUCCACAGCAGCCUCUGCUUCUGGCACUCCUUCAUUACCGGCUUCUGUUCCGCUGGCAUCGCCUUUAUCGCCUCGAUACUCUCGUCAAAGCUCGUCUCAGAGACAUCGGAGAUCUCCCAUCUCCUUUUUUGGCCCUGACAAAGUACCUGCCGAGAUUGAUAACUCCAAGAGGAACAUUCUCAAUGGUAAGUUUAGUAUUCUUGUUAAGGCUAAGAUUGAGUAUGAGAAAGCUGAAAAUUCCAAGGAGAUUAAGAAUCUCAAGGCUAAUGUUAUUAUCCGCAUCGAGAGGCCAUUUGCCACUGCUCCAACUUGGCCUUCUACGAGUGAAAAGUCAUACACAUCGUUUUUCUCUAGACAGCCGGAGUGGGUUCCACCGCCUAUGAGUCGUAAGAUGUACUUUCCAACUCAGCCUGUUCCUAUGCUGGCACCUCAGACAAUGCCUCCUCCGAUGAUGAUGCCAACCGAUGCUCCCCCCCCUAUUAUCGACCGAGGCCAGCUUUCUCCUCAGCGAUCGCCGCAGAUGGGUCAGCCUUUCUUGUCCAACAGCAGGAGUAAUAGUAACAAUAUGCAGCGGUCUCCUUUGCCCCAUCCACAACAGCAGCCUCUACCCCAGCAACAACCUCCUCCUCAGCAGAUGCGCAUGCAAGGACCUCCUGCGCAAAUGGGUGGCAUGCAGAUGGGUGCCAUGUCUCAGUAUCAGUUUGUCUUUCAACAACCCCAAUUCAUCCCUCUGUACUCGCCGGGACCAAUGCCUGUAAACGGUCCUAUUCCUUUCUAUCCGCCUGCUGCAGGUAUGCCUCCUCCAAUGAUGCCUAACAAUGGUGGUGGUUCGAGAAGAAAUUCUCGGAACCAUAGCACACAUUACAAUCGGCAGUAA
Molecule: messenger RNA, 2301 nt
Organism: Brettanomyces nanus
Lineage: Eukaryota; Fungi; Ascomycota; Pichiomycetes; Pichiales; Pichiaceae
Exons: 1
Coding region: 1-2301 (766 amino acids)
Biological process (GO): cytoplasmic stress granule assembly
Cellular component (GO): cytoplasmic stress granule
Molecular function (GO): RNA binding
Source: RefSeq, a predicted model, not a curated record